AUGGCCUCACGUGUUGAUCCUAUUCCCAUUCCUCAUCUGAAGGGGUACGUGUUUGGUGAAAAACUUGGUGCUGGUAGUUAUGGAACCGUAUACAAAGCAAAAGCAGCCUCAACGCCAAUUCAGCGACCGUCAUCCGCCACACCUCAACGACCUUCAUCAGCCACGCCUUUCUCGCGUCCCUUACCAUCGACAUAUGCUAUUAAAUGUAUUGAUCGUAAAGGAUUGAAUAAUACAACACGGGAUCUACUUGUCAAUGAAAUUCGAUUAUUAAAACAGAUAAAGCAUGAAAAUAUUGUAGAAAUGUACGAUUUUCAGUACGAUGAAAACUAUAUUUAUAUCGUGAUGGAAUAUUGUGCUGGAGGAGACUUGUCCAUGUUCAUUCGUUCAAAAGACCAAUUACCUGAAAGGCGAGCAAGACCAUUUGUACAACAAAUUGCAAAAGCUAUCAAAUUUUUGUAUGAUAAACACAUUGCUCAUAUGGAUUUGAAACCUGAAAAUGUGUUAUUAACAACAUCAGAGGUGAAUCCAACUCUUAAAAUUGGCGAUUUUGGUGUGGCACAACAUAUUUCUAAGAAUCGCUUGGGAACUACGAUUCGUGGCACGCUUCUUUAUAUGGCACCCGAAAUUCUCUCAUCUACAACUUAUGAUGCGCGUGUAGAUUUAUGGAGCAUUGGUGUCAUUCUCUAUGAGUGUUUAUUUGGUAGACCUCCGUUUGUUUGUCUCACUGUUCAAGAUCUUGUCGAAACGAUUAAAUCAAAUGAGCCUAUAGACAUUCCAGCUGAUGCAAGAAUAACAACAGAUUGUCGUGAUUUAUUAACGAGAUUAUUACAACGUGAUCCUACUAAACGAAUUAGAUUUGAAGCUUUUUUUAGACAUCCAUUUGUUGCUAAUGAUAUUAGUUCUCAGCUUGCUAGAGCAGAUGAACUACUCCAGACAGCAAUAGCAUUUGAACAGGCAGGCAAUUUAAACAAAGCUCUUAAACAUCGUAUAUGUGCACUCGAUGAAUAUGCUUCAUUUUUGAAAAUUGAUCCAAUUCCUGAACGUCGUAGAGCCAUUCGACGAAAGGUGCAAGAAGGAAUUAUUGAAGCAGAAAAUUUGAAACGUCGAAUGCACCCAGCAUUGGCCCUAGAAACAUCAGCCGUACUAAAACCACAAACUGUAUCACCAACCGUUCCAGUAAACGGAAUAAAUUUACUUGAAUUAUCAAAUGAUCCAAAUGUUGAUGCAGCCUACAAACGUUGUCAACAAGGAAAUGUUUUUGCAAACCAACGGAAAUAUCGACAAGCAUGCGAAGAGUAUGAAAGUGGAAUAUCUGGGAUGUUAACUGCGAUGCAAUCGGAAACAAAUUUAACAAAGAAGAAAAUUUUACAUGAUAUGAUAUCAAGUUAUUUGACAAAAGCCGAAAAUUGUAAAAAAUAUGCUGAAUCUGAAACUUUAGACUUACAGAUAAAUAAAAUAAAAGAGGACAAUGCGGAUUUGACAUUGGAUGGAACAAAUGAUGAUCUGGGUGAAAAACAACAGCAGCAACAAGGACAUUGUCUUGUACAGUGA
Didymodactylos carnosus is the source of this 1551-nucleotide messenger RNA. Lineage: Eukaryota; Metazoa; Rotifera; Eurotatoria; Philodinida; Philodinidae. The record is from the annotation of a GenBank genome assembly.